GUUCCGGAUCAAUGACUCGCGAAAACGAGGAUUGUCGAUAAGUCGAUGGUAGGAUGCGAGUUCGAGGUUACGUAGCCUGUCCCAACCAUCUCAAACACUUUAACCAGUUGAAAGAUGACGAAGGACCAGUUUGAACUCACCGUGUAUCAUCACACACUCUCUAUAUGCAUUCAACAAGCGGGCGUCGUCUGGGUCGAAGUUUGGGAAGUCCGAGUAGAACACCCAGUCACGAACAGCUGCAACACACAGAGUCUUUAUGAAGAUCUCAAGUCCAUACUUCAGAACGCAUCUUUUCAACUGAACCACCUCUUCCCCAGUAUUGCGACUGCCUUGAAACACGGACCGGAUCAACAAGCACAGCUCACUAUUUUCGGCAAUCUUCGGCAGGACCAAUGCCGUCCUCGGGUCGACACCAGUGGACAAAGCAUCCAGUUCAGAUGCAAUGUCUUUCAGCCAGGUGCGAAACUGGCAAGUGCAUUCAUCUUCCCCAGCCUGCUGGACAGCUUCCAAAUCUCGCCGUUCUUGUGGAAGAGCUCGUGUUCCAGAGAGCCUUUUCCUGCACACUCCCGUUCUUGACGUGCUAGGAUGAGAUUUUGAUUCUCUGCUCUGAGCUCAAGGUUUCUUUCCUCGAGACUUGCGAUGCUAUGGUAUAGUUCGUCGGUUUCGCGUUCCCACUCCCUGCGCAUGAUUUCAAGCUGGGAAUCUCUUUGUUUGGCAGCAGUGAGCUGCUCCUCGAUUCUUGGGCUUGAAGGUUCUGACGAUUAGCGAUCAAUUUGUCCCGUACUGGAGGUCGUUUG
Messenger RNA from Mollisia scopiformis, 797 nucleotides. RefSeq lists its product as uncharacterized. Lineage: Eukaryota; Fungi; Ascomycota; Leotiomycetes; Helotiales; Mollisiaceae. The record is from RefSeq and is a predicted model, not a curated record. The transcript has 2 exons. The coding region runs from base 115 to 576 and encodes 153 amino acids.